AUGAUUGGAACAUCCACUGCUGAGUAUUUCUUUAUUCGGAUUUGCAUCCUCUUUCUUCACAAUAUCGCACCAAUCAGUACUUUAUACAUCAUUCAAUUAAUAGUCGCCCAACUCUCUCAUCGGCCAACUUAUCUCGAACACAUACCCUACGUUGUCCACAUUUGGCUCAUUGCAGAGGCAGCAUUCUUCACAAUUGUCUACAUACCACUUAAAUACGCUCUCCGCCAUUCUUCUAUCUACCACAGAUCUUUGCCUGCGGAGUUCAGAGAGAAUUUGUUCAGAAACUGCAAUAAGAAUGUGCCAAAUCUGGAGAAAUACCUCAGCCAGUGGCUUAUGGUCUCAAAAGCUGAAUGUAUAAAGCGCGAUAACGUGAAAGACUUUAUCAGAUGGUCAUUAUUCGGACCUGAACAUACCCGGGAGCAAGACCAGCAGGAUGAGGAGGAAAUCGAGGCCUACACAACAGAAAUUGAGAAGCUGAUGGGACGAAAGUUUUCACGGGGAAGGAUGGAUGUGAAAGGCCUAGGACGGCUUUUGAACGAAGCAGGCGGUUCGCAUCGAAGUCUGCUAUGGUAUAGUUGCGUCUUUGUGGUUGACACAAUAACGUACUGCAAGAUGUUAUACAAUGGAUUCCACUUCUAUCGCAAUUCGCUCUCGCGAUUCUUUACUGUUUUUCCAUUUCGCCCUCUUACGAUACUCACGACCUACCGAUCACCAGCGCGGCAUCUUACAUACUGGCAUCGACGGCAUACAUCCAAGAAACGACUACCCGUACUCUUCAUACAUGGUAUCGGGAUUGGCCUGUACCCUUACACAAGCUUCCUCCGAGACCUGAACAAGCAACUAGAGACGGAUGCAACCGAUGGUGAGGUCGGCAUAAUCGCACUUGAGAUAAUGCCGGUGAGCUCUCGGAUAACUUGUCCUGCUCUCGACAAAGAAGUGAUGCUCUAUGAGAUCCAGGAGAUCAUACGGUAUCACGGAUGGAGCAAGUUCGUGCUUGUUUCUCAUUCUUAUGGUUCCAUAAUCGCUGCACACCUUCUCAAGUCCGAUCAGUUUGCUUCGCUCAUCGGGCCUACGGUCUUCAUCGAUCCGGUCUCAUUCCUUCUCCACCUGCCUGACGUGGCAUAUAACUUCAUAGCCCGCCAGCCAGCACGAGCCAAUGAAUACCAGCUAUGGUAUUUCGGAAGUAAAGACAUUGGAGUUGCGCAUACGUUGGCCAGAAGAUUCUCGUGGGUUGACAACAUCAUUUGGAAGGAGGACCUUGGGGUGAAGACAGAAAUCCAAAAGGGUAGAAAUGUGACAGUUGUUUUAAGUGGUAAGGAUUUGAUUGUGGACACCGAAACAGUGGGGCAGUACUUGAUGGGUUCAUCAGAAACAGUUGACAAAAAGGUGUGGAAAAUCAGGCCCUGGACCGGGUACGGACUUGAGCUGCUGUGGUUUGAGCAAUUGGAUCAUGCUCAGGUUUUUGAUUCUGAGAAUACCAGGCGUCCAGUCAUCCGGACGAUCUCUACAUAUUCAAAAGGCUAA
Penicillium robsamsonii is the source of this 1524-nucleotide messenger RNA. RefSeq lists its product as uncharacterized. NCBI's taxonomy places the organism in Eukaryota, Fungi, Ascomycota, Eurotiomycetes, Eurotiales, Aspergillaceae. The record is from RefSeq and is a predicted model, not a curated record. The coding region runs from base 1 to 1524 and encodes 507 amino acids. The transcript is spliced from 2 exons.